CCCCUUCACCAUACUGAAUCCAAUCUGCACAUCUUUCAUUUCCCUCAUGUUCUUUCUAGGGUUUUGAAUUUCCCCCUUUUCUGGGUCACCCCCAAUUCUUCUGUAAGUUGCAAAUUUGUUGUCUCGGUACCCUUAGAUCUCCCUUUUAAGAUCCGGGUUCCUUUUGUUUUCGUAAAAGAUUCUCAAUGUCACAAGGAUUUUCAAUCGAGCUUUACUUCGAUCCAGCACUCGAGAACCAAGUCUUGAAAGCUUGGAAUGUAUUGGCUCGUCGUCAAAUCAGCACCCAGUUAAUCGAAAUGGAGUCGAGGCCUCACAUUUCCCUUUUUUCAACCCCUUUUCUCGACCCGUCGAAGCUCGAAUCCGUCGUGAAGUCCUUCGCUUCAAAGCAAGAGCCUCUGGCUCUAUCGUUCUCUUCAAUCGGGGCUUUCCCAAAUGAAAACAAUCUUCUUUUUCUCUCACCAGCUCCAACAAUGGCGAUCCUACAGUUCCAGGCUCAGUUAUCCGAGGCAAUCAAAAAGGAAGGGAUUGAAGUUGGAGAAGAUUUCAAAGUCGAUUCUUGGAUUCCCUAUUGUCCCGUGGCUCAACAAGUUCCGAAAACAAGAAUUGCUGAGGCUUUUUGUGUGUUGAGGGAGUUGAAAUUGCCUGUUUCUGGAUAUGCAAUGGAGAUUGGAUUAGUGGAGUUUUCGCCUGUGCGUGAACAUUUCUCGUUUGGACUUGGGAAUACCAUUGAGACAUAGAGAUUGGAAUGGUCCAUUAUUACAGUCUACAUCUUGACAUCCGUUGGUGACAAGCUGAGCAGGUAAUAUGGAAGGUAUUUAUCGGCAAUCCUGUGGGGAAGGAAAGAUGUCAAA
Messenger RNA from Hibiscus syriacus, 851 nucleotides. RefSeq lists its product as uncharacterized. The record is from RefSeq and is a predicted model, not a curated record. The transcript is spliced from 2 exons. Lineage: Eukaryota; Viridiplantae; Streptophyta; Magnoliopsida; Malvales; Malvaceae. The coding region runs from base 186 to 737 and encodes 183 amino acids.